Messenger RNA from Adineta steineri, 1677 nucleotides. NCBI's taxonomy places the organism in Eukaryota, Metazoa, Rotifera, Eurotatoria, Adinetida, Adinetidae. The record is from the annotation of a GenBank genome assembly.
AUGUUAUUGUUUUACUUAUUUAAGAUUAAUACUGAAUGGACAUUAACAGAAUCCUGCCAAACAUGUAAAUGUUUAUCGAAUAAAAUUGUUAUUUGUCGAAAUCGAACAUGCCAAAUGCCACAAGAUUGUCAAAUGGGUGAACAAUUAACAAUUAAAGCAGGUAUCUGUUGUCCAACAUGUUCAGCAGUUCAACGUUCUUGUCUCUAUGAUAGUACUGCAAUACUUCAUAAUACAAUAUUCUAUCCAAAAUCAUGUCUACAAUGCCGCUGUCGAGAUGGCCAAUUGUUCUGUAAUGAUAUUUGCCGUCAAUCAAUCUUACAAAAUCGAUGUUCAUUUCAAAAUGAACUCUAUGAAAUAAAUUCAAUGUGGUCUCCAUUACCAUGUAUUAUAUGUCAGUGUACGCAAACAUUACAAAAUCAAAAUGUAUCAUCUGUUUGCUACAUUAAACAAUGUCCUAAAAUAAAAAAUUGUCAUGAAUCAAUUGAAUUUAUUCCCGGUCAAUGUUGUCCAAUAUGUCGAACAAGUAUUUGUCAUGAUAAUACUGGUCUUACUUAUCAAAAUGGUGAUGUUUGGACUAGAAAUAAUAAUUGUACACAUUGUAUAUGUAAAGAUGGAUUAAUUAUGUGUACAGAAGAAGCAUGUCCAAUUUUACAAUGUAAAUCUAAUGAAAAAGUUGUUCGUUUAUCCAAUAGUUGUUGUUCAAUAUGUAGUAAUCGACAUGUAUGUAGAUUUUAUGGAAAUAAAGGUUAUCAGAUCUUUUAUGAACAUGAUAUAUGGUAUACAUCAGCAUGUCAAUAUUGUACAUGUCGACGACAUAAUCGUAUAAUAUGUAAAAGUAUACAAUGUGAACAUCAAUUUUGUCUUGAAAAUGAAAUAAAAGAAAUACGAACAGAUAGUUGUUGUGUAUCAUGUCGACAAGCUAAACAAUGUAAUAUAAAUGGUCAUAUACUUACGGAAGGAUCUUAUAAUGCAAUUGAUAAUUGUACAUUAUGUACAUGUACAACAAAACAUCAAUCAGAAUGUUAUUCAAAUUGUCGUGAAAAUGGUUAUGAAAUAACUAAAUUAGAAGCAUCAGGCCAACAUCGUAAUCAUACAAUUAUUAUUACAGAUAGUUCAGCUACAAUAAUUAGUUAUUCAAAAGUUGGAACAAUUAUAUCAUCAUCAGAAACAAAUUCACUUCUCUUUCAAUUUUUUUCUUCAACAACAACAACAAGAUCAAAUGCUGCUGUUCUAUUAGGUAUUAUACAUAAUUCAACUGGUCAAAUAUCAUAUCGUCUUAUUAUUGUCGAUUUUGAUUCAACUAUGAAUUAUACAAUAAGAAAUCGUAGUCUUUCAGAUGAAUUACGUCUUUGGAUGCCAUCGAAUACUUCAACUACACGAGCAAAAAAAUCAUCGAUUACAAUAUUUGAAGAAGAUAAAAAUUCAGAACAAAUUAUUUUAAUAAUUCUUAUUAUAAUUCUUUCAUUUAUUUGUUUUAUAUUAAUUUUAAUUAUUAUUUUCCUAUGUUAUCGACAAAAACAAAAAAUUCUUGAACCAACAAAUAGUACAAAUAGUUUAAAACGACCAACAUCAUCAUUAUCUGUUGUCGAAAAAUUUCAUGCACCUGAUUUAACAACGAAAGUAACACUUUUAUCACAUUUUCAUGUAACUGAAUCGGAUUUUGGUACUGAUGUUUGA